CACAAAUCAAAGACAUUAUGACCCGCACCGAGCGCGCAUCCUACCCCCGUGCUAUCAUCAAGGACCGUUCCGAGGCAAAGAAUGCUAUGGACAAGCAUAUUCCCAAGGGUGGCGCGGGCGCGCACAACUGGGGCGAUGUCCAGCACGAGCACGAGUAUGAAGAGGAAGGCUCGCUAGACGAGGAUGCCGAGCGCGAAGAGAGUGGAGCUCGGCCUCCGGCAGAGCAGCGUCCUACCCCGGAGCGCAGGACAAGCUCCCUUACAGAAGAGGAGUUGCAGAAAGCAAGAGAGUUCAGAAAGAAGGCUCUGAAGAGUGAGGGCGUUGACCUUGCUGCUAUCGCGCGCACCUCUGCUGCUGUUUCCCUCUCUCCCCCCAACCGGGAAGCCCCCAUCACUUCUGACGCUAACACUUCUGCUGUGAGCACCGCAUAA
This is a messenger RNA of Laetiporus sulphureus 93-53, 431 nucleotides long. RefSeq lists its product as uncharacterized. The transcript has 4 exons. The coding region runs from base 18 to 431 and encodes 137 amino acids. The record is from RefSeq and is a predicted model, not a curated record. NCBI's taxonomy places the organism in Eukaryota, Fungi, Basidiomycota, Agaricomycetes, Polyporales, Laetiporaceae.